Molecule: messenger RNA, 477 nt
Organism: Aspergillus ochraceoroseus IBT 24754
Lineage: Eukaryota; Fungi; Ascomycota; Eurotiomycetes; Eurotiales; Aspergillaceae
Exons: 2
Coding region: 1-477 (158 amino acids)
Source: RefSeq, a predicted model, not a curated record
AUGAGCGACUUCGGCCAGCAGGCCAAUGGUCCAGUGGCCUCUCCUGGACCUUUUAUCGGUCCCCCUUCUCUCCCACAUGUUGUCCCCUACGUGAGCUCCCAGGCAACCCCUGGUAAACAAUUACCACCAGGCAUGCACUUGGGCCAGUGGAAUGUGUUCAGGAAUGGAGUGAGACCCGGCCAAAGCGCCCGGACAACAGGCCUGGAGACUACUUCCAUUCUAGCACGAGCAGUAUAUGUGAGCAUUCCCAUUCCCUGCUCACGCCGCCCCCAAGGGAUGAGUAUGUGUCUUUCACCCCCUUCGCACAAACGAGCGCCACACAAAUUCAGGUCUCGCCCUCGUUCGCCCUCACAGAGCUCGUGCUCUCUUCCUCGUCGCUUCAAGUUCUCUCGCAGCUUCUACAGGCUUUCAGUUUUGCGUCUCUCGUCGUCGAGCCAGCACGCAGGCCAAUGCGAGACCGACACCGCCGGGGCUUAA